UAUAUUCGGGCAGAAUUUAGGAGAGAGAGAGAGAGAGAGAGCGUAGGGCGCACCCUUGCCGAACAUCCAGAAAGAGCUCAAGAGAAGACAUAGAAAUAAAGAAGGAAAGAUGAAGACUUUUGCUGUCCUGGUUAUUUGUGGGGUGGUGUCCAUCUGUCUGUCUACUGGAGACUUUGCAGACCCUGAUGUCCCCUCCGCUGAGGUCGACGUCCCCGACGCUCCCGACGCUCCUGCUCCUGCCGACUCCAGUGCCUCAUCUUCUGCGUCUGACUCCAGUGCCUCCGACUCCAGUGCCUCCGAUUCUGCCUCAGACUCAGCUUCUGACUCGGCCUCUUCCUCGGCCUCUGACUCCUCGUCUGCCUCAAGCUCUGCCUCUGCCAGUGCCGAGGAGGUUCUGGUGAAGCGAGACCUGGCCUCUCAGCUCAUGAAACGGAAGAGAAGAGCAGCUGUAACUGCUGCAGCCCUGAGCCCCACGCAGCUCGAGAGUCUCAGAGAGGUCUGUGAGGUCAACCUGGCUUGUGAGCACAUGGCAGAGACAGCUGGGAUCGUGAGAGCCUACACCACAUACUAUGGGCCAGUACCCUUCUAGAGACUGACUUGUCCAUCAAGCCAUUCCCGAGAAGAAGACGCUCGCAACCCGAUCAGUGUUUGAUGCUUUUAAAUGGCAGGGAGUUUAAUGCCACAGCAGGUUUUUCGUGUUUACAGUAGGCCAAAUGCUACUUAUCUCGUGCCAUCUUAGGGUGUAGCUAAUGUAGAGUAGAGUCAGUACUUCUUAAUGCCUGUCAUAGUACUUUUUGUUUUAUUUGUGGUAGUAUGUAAACACGGCUCAUUUUUUAUUAUAAAAAUGAGAUUUUUGCUCCCACCUUGCUUCACGGUUAUUGAUAAAUUUUUGCUCCCCUGUUAGGUUUUCUUAGGAAGCAAAAAAAAAAAUCUGUUUUAAAAUAUAUUCUUAUAUGACAAUUUAUAUUUUUUUAAUAAAAAAACAGUCCUAUUCACUAAGGUGUUAAAUGACAAUUGCAAGACAAAAGGAGGAGAUGGAGGUGAUUAAGCGUGGGGGGAGGGGUGGGGGGGCUGCAACUUGAAUAUAUCCCUGUAAAGCUGCUUGAUGAAAGACCAGCCUAUAACCUCCUAGUGUUCUGGUUAAACUGAUGCCUUCAUUUGUGUCUGUAGAAUGUCCAAUUAUUACAUUAAAAGACACACUUUUGUGUAUCAUUAUCUUUCA
Molecule: messenger RNA, 1222 nt
Organism: Brienomyrus brachyistius
Lineage: Eukaryota; Metazoa; Chordata; Actinopteri; Osteoglossiformes; Mormyridae
Gene: bglapl
Product: bone gamma-carboxyglutamate (gla) protein, like
Exons: 4
Coding region: 110-589 (159 amino acids)
Biological process (GO): bone development; response to vitamin K; osteoblast differentiation
Cellular component (GO): extracellular region
Molecular function (GO): structural constituent of bone; calcium ion binding; hydroxyapatite binding
Source: RefSeq, a predicted model, not a curated record